AUGAAAAGGCCGAUCUUAUCGAAUAUCUUGGUUCAAUGCGGACUGCUGGCCAGCUGCGCAAACGUGGUGCUUUGUGCCUCUGAGUUUAGCGGGGCAGCAGAGGUGAAGAAGCUUCUUGCGGAGAAUGAAUAUGCUCUGCUGGCUUGUAACAAAAAGCUUUUAAAAGAAUGGAAAACCGUCAAGAGAAAUGUUGCUUCUACCGCUGCAAUCGACUGUGUAGCCGCCUCCAGCUUCUGCAAAGAGAUGGACGUCGUCUCCUUUCCCGCUAUCCGCCUAUAUAAGAAAGACGGACCAACAACACGAUAUCGAGGUCCUAGGAAAGCCUCACCCAUAGAGGCUUUUGUGAAACGGGCUCUUCGGCCGUCUGUGCAAGACAUGACCGAGCAGCAGCAGCUCGACGACUUCCUCACCAGCGAUGACUAUGUAUUUCUCGCUCAGUUACAUAGUGACGAUGAAAGCCUCGAUGCUCGAUUUCGAAAUCUCGCAGACGAGUAUUCUGAUCGAUACUCGUUCGGCGUGGCAAGCUCUCCCGAUGCCAGCUCCAGCGGCAUCUGGUGCUACAAUAAUGUCGACGAAUCAGAACACACAGCUACCGACUUGGAUGAUGCAAAUGCUUUAAAGAAGCUGAUUGAUCUUUGCACCGCAGAAGUGAUUCCCCAGCUCACUCGGCGCAACGAACUGACACAUCUCUCAUCGGGGCGAUCUUUGGUCUUUUACCUUUUCAAAACGGAAGCGCAACGUGAAGCCUACACCAAAAACCUAAAGGGCACAGCUCAACGAUACGCCGAAUUCCUCACGUUUGUAACCGUAGACUCCAAUGAGUACCCGGACAUGGCGCGUAACCUCGGCAUCCGCUCCACCGGCGGCCUAGCCGUGCAAAACGUCCACAACGGCCAAGUCUUCCCUUUCAAGGGGGACAUUACUUUGCCAAACGAGAUUGACCAAUUCAUCGUGGCUAUUUCUGAGGGCAGAGCUCAGCCGUGGGAUGGGACCUUUGACGAGGGCCAUGACGAGCUUUGA
Molecule: messenger RNA, 1020 nt
Organism: Trichoderma atroviride IMI 206040
Lineage: Eukaryota; Fungi; Ascomycota; Sordariomycetes; Hypocreales; Hypocreaceae
Source: RefSeq, a predicted model, not a curated record